Nomascus leucogenys (northern white-cheeked gibbon) is the source of this 1712-nucleotide messenger RNA. Its product is annotated as serine/arginine repetitive matrix protein 3-like. The transcript has 4 exons. The record is from RefSeq and is a predicted model, not a curated record. Bases 1 to 909 code for a protein of 302 amino acids. NCBI's taxonomy places the organism in Eukaryota, Metazoa, Chordata, Mammalia, Primates, Hylobatidae.
AUGCUGGAGCAGCACUCAUUUGGAAAGGCCGCACUCCCUGGCAUUUUCUCCCGGGACCUCCUCCACCCCACGGAUUGCUACUCGGGUUCCCAUUGCCCAGGCCCCAGGCCCCAGGCCCACCAGGCCGCGCGCGCGAGCCGCCGUCCUCAUGCCGGCCAGCAGGUGGCGCCCGGGCUCCACGGCCGGAGUCGGGCAGUGCGGCUGGCGCCGCGGGAAGUCGCCUCCGAGAGGGGCCGCUGCGCCUCGGCGGCGGCUACCCCGGGUCCCGGGGCCAACGUCGCCAGCGGUGCCCGGCAGGGGCUCGAAAGGGCCCGGGCCGCCCUACGGUCCUGCCCGCACUGCUUCCGUCCGGUGACGCUCCCCAGGGCCGUCCGAGCCGACUACGCGCGGGUCCCCGUGACUGGGGGGCGAGCGUGCGGCCGGCGUCUGCGCCUCUCCCGGAGGCCAGGCCGGGGUCGGGUUGGGACCAGGGCGCGCUUCCCUCCCCGCCGCGCAGAGAUCGGCCGGGGCCGCGGCUGGCGACAGGUGGCGGGGACCUGGGGGCCAGGUCCGCGGGUAGCCUGCGACGGGGAAGCCGCCCCCACGGCCCUCAGGGCGUCCUCCGGGUAUGAUGAUCAACCACACGACCGCCCCGCGCUGGCCCCGGCAGAGCCCAUUCCCCGGCGCGGGUCCGCAGGGCGAUCCGGGCGGCCGCGGCUCCACGGCCCCCGCCCUCCUCCAGCGCCAGCGCCCGCGGGGACCGAUCCGGGGUCAGGGCGGGGAGACGCGCGGACUCCUCGGUGGCGCCGCCCGAACAACUGUUCGGCCCCAGGUGAGCCCCAGCUAAUAAAUGGCAUUAACAAAGCGUUUCAACGACUACCACGGCUUAACAGUGGCUCCUCCCCUGCCCUGCCACCAUUCAGGCUGUAAUUCCUUCCAGGAUUCCCGCACCGUCCUGUGUGCCCAGAGCUCUCUACAGCACCAGGAUUCUGUGUGAAGAAUACAGGACAGACGUUCCAUUUCAAAGAAAAAAGGGCAACACGAAGGCCCUCUUUAAGGAGAAAGUAAACAUUCACUUCAGGUAAAAAAUAGUCUUCUACUCGCCUGUGCACGGCACACCUCUUUUGCUGUUCACCUUGACCCCAAGAGUUUGGAAAGGCUGUCCCCAUUUCAGAGAGGAAGAAACGCAGGCACACGUGAAUGACGGACUCUUCUGUGGUGGCCUAGACUCCAGCCAACAGUUCCUAGGACAGCCUGCCAUUGUGCAAAGUCACCAUGUAACAAAUGCAGACAUCUCUGAGAUCACCAUGCAGUGAGGAAGUCCAAGCUGGUGGCAUGAAGAGGCCACAUGGAAAGGGCUAAAAAAGGAGUCAGCCUCAGUCAUCCCAGCUGAGCACCCAGCUAGGAAUAAAAGAGGACUCCGUGGAUGUCCAGCCCAGUAAGAUGACCUUAGCCCCAGCCACCAACUGACCACGCACACAAGACAUCGUGAGGCUGCCUGCUGGAGCCUGGCCAGUGGGACGGUAGAGUAACUCAUUGUCGUUAGCCAAUACUUUUGUGGGUGAUUUGUUUCAUAAAGUGGCCUCCAAAAGAGAAAUCGGGGGUACAGAGUUUCCAGGUACAAUCUUGUGCAUUCAUUGUAGUUGUAAUCAUUGAUAAUUUAUUUGUGUGUUUUUCCUGAAAGUUUUAUAAUAACAUGAUUUAUAGCGUAUAAAAUAAACAUAUCCCUACAU